This is a messenger RNA of Benincasa hispida (wax gourd), 4820 nucleotides long. RefSeq names its product eukaryotic translation initiation factor 4G-like. The record is from RefSeq and is a predicted model, not a curated record. Gene Ontology annotation, cellular component: eukaryotic translation initiation factor 4F complex. Gene Ontology annotation, molecular function: protein binding; mRNA binding; translation initiation factor activity. Lineage: Eukaryota; Viridiplantae; Streptophyta; Magnoliopsida; Cucurbitales; Cucurbitaceae.
CCGUUUUGAAUCACCUGGAAAAGGCUGACCUCACAUUGACCUUGUUUCGUUGCCGCCUUUCUCACACUACCAUUCAUUCUCUCUCUAGAAUCCUCCAUAGCUUCUCUGUCACCUUGAUUUUCUCCGUUUUUCUCUGGAAAUCCUUGCUCUUCACAUUCACUAUCACUCCCAAUUCUGCAAGAUUCUUCGCUGUCUCAUUUCCGUUAAUGAAUGAUUGCAGGAGGAAGAAGAACGGGAGGUGAUUUCUGUACAGAAUUCUUGAAAAUAUACACAUACAUUCGGAAGUAAGGGAUUGGUAUAUAUGUCUUUCGAUCAAUCAAGGCAUAAUAAGAAUGAGAAUCCUCAGUUUAAGAAAUCUGGGCGAUCGUCGAGCUUCAAUCAACAGAAUAUCUCAUACAGACUUCAUUCUAAGCCGGGCGAUUCCGGCAGGUUUGCGCCGCCGAUCGUCUCCAACCAUAGUGUUAAGCAGUCUAACGAUGUUCAACAAGCACGGAAAACUAAGGCUGGUGAAUCCUCUGUAAGUUCUACCGUUUCUUCUGCCCCUCGCGGAGGACAAAACGGUUCUCAUGUGCAGCCGCAACAGAAUGGAUCAGCAUCCAAUCCAAUAAAAUUGUCAGGAUCCCAAGGCGGGACUGUUAAAAAAAAUGCAACUUCUCAAACGGCCUCAAAGACCUCUGAUGCAUUUUCAGAAUCCAAGAGCGGAAUUGUUCAAAAUAAUGCAUCUUCUAAGCCUACAUCAAAAACUUCCGACACCACCCUCUUUAAAGACUUGGGAGAACAGCAUAUAACAUUUCCACUUCAAUUUGGAUCCUUAAGUCCUGGUUUCCAGAUUCCUAGGACCAGCUCAGCUCCUUCGAAUCUGCAAGACGAGAUAUUGAACCAGGCACAACGCCCUGUGUUUCAAUCUGUACCUUCAGGGUCAGUGCUGCCAGUACCCAGACAACCAUUAGCAAAAAAUGAUUCCAGUGUCUAUGAUCAACCAAAUAUUGGAACGUCAAAUCCAGAGCAAGAGACCAAAAGGGAGAUGCAAGCCUCGGCAGGAGCACCCUUAAACCAGAAUCAGAAGCCUUCCCAUGUAUCAUUUGUUAGUCACAGAACUUCUAUUUCCCUCCCUGAUAGUAAGAGUAUGAGCCUUGUGCAUCAUAUUGCUGAUUCACCUAAUGUGAAAGAAGUCCAAGUUCAUGAUGAGAACUCUAUUUCCUCGGCAGCAAAGCAUGUUGAAAUGCAAUCUCUUCCAGGGUCUUCGACGCAGGUCAUCUACUCUUGUCCUAAAGAAAGCCUGUCUAAGUCCAACUCAAUUAAGGCCGAUAACAAAGUAUCAGGCAAGAAAGGACCGAUUCAACUGCUGCAUCAGGUUGAGGUUUCAGAUUCCAUUUGUAAUUCUAAGCUGGAUUCCUCUUUGCAAUUUGAGCAAUCAAAGCACGAGCUCGUUGGAACAAAAAAAGUAGGAGCGAGAAGAUUGCCUGAUUCUCAAGAUGACAUAGAACAAAGUAAACCUCCAUUUUGCAUGAAGCCAACUGCAAUUAAUAAUGGCAAUUCAAAGUCAAAAACACUGGAAGAAUGGGAUGAACCUAUAAUUUCGCAUGCAGAACUUGGCAGUACAAACGACAGUAAUGUUCUUUCUAGCUCCAAAACUCAUGGAUGUAAGACUUCAGCUAUUCUUGUAUCUUCUUGUCAAAGUGACAGCAACACUAAAAAUCAUACUGUAGUGUGCCGAGCUGAUCUGCAAUCUGCUCUUGUUGAAACGUCUGAGCCAUCAGAGAUGAAGCAGAAAGGAGAUAGAAUAGAGCACACUGGUGGUCAAUGUGACCCUAAUUUUAGACCCUUUAUUAAGGACAAACCUGUUAUGGACAUAAAUAAGAUGAGGAAUAGGUCGAAGAAGAAGAGGAAGGAAAUUAUUCGGAAGGCAGAUGCUGCUGGGACUACUUCCGACCUUUAUAUGGCAUAUAAAGAAACUGAAGAGAAGAAAGAGACUGUCUUGUCUGCUGAAAGCUCCAAUGAGAGCAUAAAUAUGAAACACGAAUCUGCUGGUUCCGUUAAGGAAGAGGCUGUCUUGACCAGGAAGGAUGUUCAGGGUAAACUUGAGCCAGAUGAUUGGGAAGAUGCAGUUGAUAAUUCUACUGUUACAUUGAAAUACGAGGGUGGUUUUGAGGAUAAGGCCAACAGAAAAAUAGCACUGCGCCUCAAGGAUGAGAGUAGAGAUCUGGCUAAAAAAUACUCCAGAGAUUUCCUCCUGAAAUUUGCCGAGCAGUUCAUGGACCUUCCAGCUGGGUUUGAAGUUACUCCCAACAUAAAGGGUUUAAUGAGUAUUAAUCAUGGCUCUCGUUCUGUUAAUAGUAAUUCACCUGCUAACCUUGGAAAAAUGGAUAAGCCAAGUGGAGGGUCUCGAUUAGACCAUCGUGCUAUUACUGCUGAUGACAGACUACUUGCUUCAGGGCGGCAUUCACAUUUGGAUAGCACUCGACCUACUCAAGGUGCUAACAAUAGUGCUGUAAAGUCCCAAUGGGCACACGUUGGUUCUCAGGGAAAGAUUCAAAGAAAUGGCUCCAAUACUGAUAGGUGGCAAAGAGAUGCUAUUUUUCAGGUUAAAGGUAUAAUUUCUCCUCCAACUCCAUCACAGGUGAUGCACAGAGCCGAGAAGAAGUAUGAAGUGGGUAAAGCGGCUGACCAGGAAGAGACCAAACAAAGGCAGUUGAAGGCUAUACUUAACAAGCUAACUCCACAAAAUUUUGAAAAACUCUUUGAACAAGUGAAAGCAGUUAAUAUUGAUAGUUCGAAGACACUAAGUGGUGUCAUCUCUCAGAUCUUUGACAAAGCUCUGAUGGAGCCUACCUUCUGUGAAAUGUACGCCAAUUUUUGUCUCCAUCUAGCUGGUGAGUUACCUGAUUUUAGCGAUGAUCAUCAGAAGAUUACUUUUAAGAGGUUGCUUUUAAACAAGUGCCAAGAGGAAUUUGAGAAAGAGCAGGAAGAAAAUGAUGAAGUUAAUAAGGUCGGUGAGAUGAAACAGUCUGCAGAGGAACGAGAAGUGAAUAGAACAAAGGCGCGUAGAAGAAUGCUUGGCAACAUCCGAUUAAUUGGGGAGCUUUACAAGAAGAAGAUGAUAACAGAGAAAAUCAUGCAUGUAUGCAUCAAAAAAUUGUUGGGUCAAUAUCAAAAUCCGGAUGAGGAAGAUAUUGAAGCAUUGUGCAAAUUAAUGAGCACCAUAGGAGAGAUGAUAGAUCACCCCAAAGCCAAGGACCAUAUGAAUGCAUAUUUUGAGAUGAUGACUGAAUUAUCUAAUAACAUGAAACUGUCAUCUAGGGUUAGAUUCAUGUUGAAGGAUGCAAUUGAUUUGAGAAAGAAUAAAUGGCAACAGAGGAGAAAAGUUGAAGGACCUAAAAAAAUUGAUGAAGUCCACAGGGAUGCUGUGCAAGAACGCCAAGCACAAACUAGUAGAUUAACCCGUGGUCCUAGGAUCAGUCCACCAUUGAGGCGGGGAACAUCAAUGGAUUUUGGUUCAAAAGCGCCUGCAUUAUUGCCUUCUCCCAAUGCCCAGAUUGGUGGUUUUCACGGUUUUUCGACCCAGAAUUGUGGUUCAAGCAGUCAAGACCCUUGUUUUAAAGGUAAACUACAGCCUUCUGAGGCCAAGGCAUUCCCAACUCCAUUGCCCCAAAGAUCUAUCAGUGAUGAUUCUGUCACUUUAGGUCCCCAAGGUGGUCUAGCUAGAGGAAUGUUCAUUAGAGGGUCACGAUCCGUUUCGUCUAAUUCAUUAUCAGAUUUGCCCUUGCCGACUGGUAAUAACUCCCAAAAAAUGGUAGCUAUUUUAAGUCCUCAUGGCUUAGUAUCAGAGCAUGCAACUUCCAACUCCAGAGGGGACAUCCCUUCAAGGAAAUUUUCACAGGGAAUUUUAGGUUCAGAAUCCCUCGAUCAGGCAAUGAGUACACAGGAACCUGCUAUUAGCGGUCUUCGGAGGUGUCAGCCGACCAAAUAUGAACAACCAGCAUUGACUCCGAAUGGUCAUUGUGAAGUUAUGUCCGAGGAUCAUCUGCGAGAUAAGUCCAUCGCUGCAAUUAGGGAAUAUUACAGCGCUAGAGAUGAGAAGGAAGUUACCCUGUGCAUCAAGGACUUGAAUUCGCCUGAAUUCCAUUCCUCCAUGAUUUCUCUUUGGGUCACAGACUCCUUUGAGAGACAAAACACAGAAAGGGAUCUUCUAGCUAAACUUCUUGUUAGCCUCAUCAAAUCAAAGGAUGCUACAUUGACUCAACUCCAACUUCUCAAAGGAAUCCAAUCAGUUCUUGCCACUCUGGACGAUGCUGUGAAUGAUGCCCCAAAAGCUCCACAAUUUAUGGGCCGAUUACUGGCUAACUUGAUGUGGGAAAAUUUGAUUUCGUUGAAAGAAAUUGGGAAGUUUAUAUAUGAAGGUGGAGAGGAGCCUGGAAGUCUUGUACAAGCUGGGAUUGCAGCUGAUGUUCUUGGCAACGUGCUGGAGGUAGUUCAAUUGGAUAAAGGUCAGAUUUUUUUGAACGAAGUUCUUAAAAGUUCUGAUCUCCAACUGGAAAUAUUUCGCCCUUCAUACCCAAUCAAAUCAACAAAGUUAGAGAAAUUUAUUUAGUUACAUGGAUUUAUGAAAUCAGAAUAGAAAGGAAUUCAUUAAUUUGUGAUUUUAGGUUAGUUUUUUUUCCCUUUCCAAAAGGUAUGAUUUUAGGUUUGGUUACUUUGGCCAUAUACUUUGUAAGUUGAUAGAGAAUCUUGCCACUCAUCCCUCAAAUAUUUUACAUCAUUUUUACGACAAAGGUAGAGCUACCAAGACUAAGAAAAAUAAAUGUCUGGUUAUAGUGAAA